UUCCAAUUUACUACGACCUUUUAAAACACAUUGUUAAUGAAAUAGUUGAACGUGCUAGAACUCAAUGGUUAUUGGCUAAAGAAAAGACAUAGAAAAGGGGAAAAAGUUUACGAUCUCAGUUGUUUAAUCAGUAGUGUAUGAAAUUGAACAGUGAAAGGUUGGGUAUAAAUGAAUGGACCAAGUACAUGUAUAUUUAAGGUUAAAAAAAAACUGGAUAUUUUCCGCUCUAGUUAUUUAGAGUAUUACAGUGUUAUGUAAUUAUAACCCUGUCUUGCACGUGCAAAAUUAUUAAGGACAUUUAUAAUAUACCCUCAAUAAGUAUUAAAGCUGUAGUAACUACAGAACAUAUAAACAGAAAUAAAUAUAAUGACCAAUCAAUCGAUUAAAUAGUAAACUAUCGACUCGGCUUAUUGAGUAUGGAAUUGCAAAUAAAGUAAGGGAUUAAAAAGUGCGAGCGCUAUUGGACGUGUCUAAACUGUAACUUUGAAUGUGUGACAUACAUCUGCCGAAGAGGUCUUUGAAAUAGGAUAUAUAAAUGUAACUUAAAUAAAAGGAUACAAUUUAAAAGGAAUUGCCACAGUAACCAGAACGAUCAUCGUUUGUGCUUUUAUUUUUAAAUUCUGGAGAUUUGUUAGUUGCUGAUAAGUUUUAAAUUUUAUUUAUUUUUGUGAUAAAUAAUAUAUAGAAAAUUAUAAACGAUGAAAUUAUGGCUAGUUAUUGCGGUAGGAAUGGUCAUACACGCCAUAUUCUUUUUCUCAAUUUUUGAAAUAUACUUCGCCACACCGCUUGUGAAUGGAAUGACACCGCAUCGUUCCCCUCUGAAGCCGCCGGCGAGGAGGCUGGUAUUUAUUGUUGCCGACGGAUUACGUGCUGACAAAAUUAUGGAACUUAUGCCAAACGGGAAAAGCCCAGCACCAUUCUUAAGAAAUAUCAUUCAAACGAAAGGAGGAUGGGGCGUAUCUCAUGCAGCUGUUCCCACGGCAACAAGACCCGGACACGUUGCCCUAACUGCUGGUUUCUACGAAGAUCCAACCUCUGUAGCUAAAGAUCUUCAAGGGAAGGAGGUCAUGUUUGACACAGUAUUUAAUGAGAGCCAGUAUACAUGGUCUUGGGACACGCCCAAAUUUCUGGCCAAAGUUACAGGAGGUAAUGCAAACCGCAUGUUUUCAUCGAAAUAUCCUGGCCAUAUGAAAUGGUUGGCCGGUAUAAACGCAGAGGACAUGGACUCGUGGGUGUUUAGGGAAACACAUAAACUUCUGGAGAAUGCCAAAACUGACGAAGUUCUGAAAGCCAAGAUGGCGGAGGACCAGAUUUUGUUUUUUCUACAUCUUGGAGGCCUCGAUCACAGCGGUUAUAUCGUCAGACCAAAUUCAGAGGCUUACCUUAAUCAUAUAUCGUUUGUUGAUGAAGGGGUAAGGAAGGUUGUGGAAGAGUUCGAAUCACAUUACAAUCAUGAUGGUCAAACAGCUUUUGUCUUUACAUCAGAUCACGGAAUGACUGACUGGGGAGCUCAUGGGGAUGGUACCCCAGACGAGACUUUGACUCCUUUGAUAGCAUGGGGACCAGGUCUACGUGAACCCGCGAAAGAAGACAGAAAAUACCGGGAUGGUCUUUCCAAAGCAUGGAGUCUAACUGGAUUAAAGCGGACGGACAUUAACCAAGCAAGUAUGGCAGCGUUUCUUGCGGCUUUGGUUGGGAUACCAUUCCCAAUGAAUUCUGUGUUACCUGUUCCGGACAAGUUGUUUAAUAUUACUGACCAUGAAAUGUCCGAGAUGUUGUUUGCAAACCUCAGGCAACUUCUAGCACAAUGUGAGGCAUUGCGAGAAGAUAGACAGGAAACUUCAAUGAAAAUAACAUUUAGACCAUUUAAACCUCUGGACUCCGAUUCUACUGUCAACCUCCAAAAUGACAUUCGAGCAAAAAUCAACAGUAAUCGCUACAAAGAAGCUAUUGAAGAAUCUAAAAGAGGAAUUGAGAUGGCACUAGAAGGAAUUCGAUAUUACACAACAUAUGAUAGACAAUAUCUCUGGUUUAACAUCGUCAGUGCGUAUGUUGGCUGGAUGAUUUAUCUUGUGAGUCUAGUGUAUGAAGACCACAGUGGGUUGUCUACAUCUGGACAGGGGCCACAACUCUCGAGGAGAUAUAAGGGGCUCAUAAUUGGAUUUUUCAGUGCUAUAAGCGUCAUAAGUUUCUUAGUUUUAUACAUACAAUCCACAACUUGGACUCAUUAUUUCUUCGUUUUGUUACCGUGUCCUAUAUGGAUGGCUGUAUUUUUAAGAUUUGAUAUAUUAAAGCAGAUAACAAGUGUAUUAUCCACUGUUAAAACAUUAUUUCCUGAUCUUUUGCUGACAUUUGUUUGCCUAGAAAUUAUACUGAUGGGCUUUUAUUAUCGAGAGGCAAUAUCAUUUGGACUUGUACUUUUUGCUGCGUGGCCCUGGGUGUUUAAAAAAGAUGAAAUUGAAAGACGUAUUCUUAUACAUUGGUCUGUAUCAUGCCUCACUGUUGCCUUCUUCCCAGCUAUUCCUACAGGGACCAGAGAGCUUAAUUUUAAUUUAGUUGUUUUAGGUGGCUUAGUCGCCAUUGCAAUCGCUUGCUUUAUUGUAAAGACAUUUGCCACAAGACAAUUAGCAAAACGGAAACUGUUUCUCAUAUUUGGUUUCCAGAUAUUUAUUUUAGCAGUUUCUAUAUUUAUUAUGAGACAUACAGCAGAAAUGGCAGCUACAAAUAGAAGAACACCAUUAAUAAGCCAAACUCUUAGUUGGUUAUUUUUAGGUUUAGGAAUAAUUGAACCAUUUUUGGUAACCACAGACAUCAGAUGUCGGCUUUUCUCUAUAGCUCUAGCGUGGAUGUCACCUUUUAUACUUUUUAGUAUUUCAUAUGAAUGUUUAUUCAUGGUUGUUAUUUGCUGGCAUUUAUACAUAUGGAUGCUGAUAGAAGCUAGCCUAGUCAAUGAUUACAAAGAACUACCAACAAAAAUUAUAGAGAAUGGUAACAUACCGAAUGGCAAAGCAAGCCCCGAACAUUCCACGAAAUUCCUGGAAAGUUUAGAUUUUGCAACUAUCUCAAAUCAAAUUGCCAAUGGUAAAAGCCGGCAGGGUCUAGUGCGAGCUGAUCUGCGCAGAAUAUCAUACUUCCUGCUCCUGUUGACUGCAGGUUUAUUUGGAACAGGAAAUCUUGCAAGCGUUAAUAGUUUUGAUCCGGCUGCAGUUUUCUGUUUCUUAACAAUUUCAAAUCCCCCAUUUAUGGGAUUAUUGAUUGUUUUAAAGAUUAUAAUUCCAUUUAUUCCUAUCACAUGCACAAUGAGAGCAAUAAAUUUGAUGACACAUGUACCACUAAAGUCAUUUACGUUGGUCGCCAUUUUAUUGCAAAAUAUUAUAGACUUUCAAUUCUUCUUACUGGUGGAUGAUGGGGGAUCAGCUACACAUGUUGGAGAGACAGUUUCCCACUACGUCAUCUUCUCAAUAAUGCACAUGGUCACCAUGCUGCUUUUUGGAUUUUCCUAUUUGCUCACCACGUGCAACGUUUGCUGCUUUAAAGAUACCUCGAAACACUGACGGACGGACGGAUGUUAUAGAAACAUUAACUCGGUUUUGUUACAACCUGGAAAAAGAAAGGAUGUGUUCUAGACUGAUUUAUCAGCAGGAAUAUUUGAUGGAGUUUAAAUUGUUUCAUGUUAAGUGUUUUUAGAAGUUAUAAAACCUGAAGGAUACUGGUGACUCUGCACCAGGUUUGUAUCAGUACAACUUACAUAUUAACUUGAAGAUUUUCUUGAUGCACGAACGAUAAAUGAUAAAAUAAUGGCCUUGAUGUUUUUUUUUAUCAUAUGCAGAAAAAUGGUAUUUUUGUAUCAUAUACAGAGUUUAUUGUACGAGAAAAUGUGUUCUUUACUUAUACUGCUAUUCUAAACUUAAAUGGAGAGUUCAAGAUCAUUUAAACAUAAUGUAAGAAAGCCAGCUAUGAUUAAUAUAGACUAAGUGUAUGUAUCUUUGACCGAUGUAUUUCAAUUUGUAUCUCACGUGAAGUGUUUUUGUAUAUAUAUAAAUAUGUGAGAUGGGGUUGGCUUAAGGAGGAGAUAAUGUAAACUUUUCAUUUUAUGUGCUGUGUCACAAUCAAUGUUUAGGAUUAAUCACACAAUUUAUCAUGUUUAAUAAGUGCUUCUUAAUCAGAUAAGGUCGCUUUCACAACUGCCUUACAUAGAUUGAAUACUUUUGUAAAAUGAUAUAAAAGUUUAAUAGAGAUAUUGGCCUUAACAUGUUUUAAGUUUUUAUUUAUAUUUAAAUGAUUGCAUAAUAUCUAUCUACAUAUUUAUAUCUUUCAACAUUUGUUUCUCAUUAACCAUAAGCCUACUGGAUCAGAAAGUUUAGAACCGGACAAGCCUGCACAUGUGCGCAGUCCGACCAGACUCUAUACUGCUGGUAGCUCGAUUUUUUGCGUUUUGAUAAUGACCUCCUCUAACAUUGAAAUGGACUGUUCCAAAUUUAAAUCAAAUUCAGAAGGUUAAAGGUUAAUGAAAAUAAGUCCACUGUGGCGUCAUUUUAUAAUUUAGUUUCGGGAUUACUUUGCCUUUCUUCGCCUGCUGUUUAUUUUAACACAUGUGAUGUCAUAAUUUUAACACAUAUGAUGUCAUAAUUUCACUGACACUCCUUUCUGUACUAGAAAUAGAAAAUUAUCUUUGUCACGGAAGAGAUGCUUUUAUAACGCAUGCAAAGAUUAAAAUAAGUUCUAAUUUAUAAUAUAACAACUUUAUAAUAUAUGAAAACAGCGAAAUAACAUAUUUGAACAGUAAUUUUAUAUAUGUGAGCAGUGAAUUGAUAUAUGUGAACAGUAAAUUUAUAUAUGUGUACAGUAAAUUGAUAAAGGAUAACUCUAAAUUGAUAAAUGAUAGCUGUAAAUUGAAGCAGUGAAUAGGUACAUAAGAACAGUGAAUUAGUUUAUAUUUAUAACGUUUGUGAUAAUAGAUAAACGGGUAGAAAAUAAUUCAGGCAAUCUAAGCAGUAUCUACACAGAUGCUCAUACUUGUUUUUAAUUGUUGAUUUAUCAAAAACAAAAACAAAAUACAAUGCAAACACAUUUUCAUAAAUUAUUUAUAGUUUUCGUUAUGUAAAUCUUUGUUAUUUCUGUGUUCCCUCUAUUUGUUCCGAACAUAAAAAAUAUUGUUUUGACUUGAAGUUAAAACUAAUAUAUCAUGUGUCUGAAGUUUAUAAAAUUAUUGUUUGAAUUUUACAAAUGAAUACUUUCCAAAAUACCAGUGUGAAAUAAUUAUCUUUGUGUAUUUCAUUUAGAGCGAAUGGCAUGUGCACGAAAUUAUUGGUAAUCAGUUAAAAUGCUACUUAAAGUAACAGCAUAGUGUUGUAUUCCGGAACAUUUUAUUAUGUUAACAUAUUAUGUAUUUGUUUGUGUUAAAUAACAGAGACAUUUCAUGGAGAAUCGGCCUUAAUAUCACAAAAGCAACAUAAAUUUACCUUUUAUAGAUUUUAUAAAUAAAUAUUUCAUUACACAAGGCUUUGAACCAUUUAUGUCAGAUAAAGUCAUUUUUAUGUACGAGUAUAUUAAAUAGAUGAUAUUGUAAUAUUUUGAAAAUUGUUUAUAGCAUGAUCAUUUUUUAUAAUAAAAGAAAAAAUAAUUUUUCUAUCACAUGUAGUACAUGUCUAUGAGAUGCAAAUAUAGUGAAGUAAAUUUUCUUAUUUCUUAAUAGAGAAAUUAAUCGUCCACUUCAGGGAAAAUUACAUUCCUUGCUUUUAUUCUUCAUACAUUCAAACAUUCCAAAUCAUGUAUAGAUUUAUUUUUAUCAUAUUUUUCUUUUACCUAAAGUUUCAAGUUUUACUUUUCUGAUGUGUUUUUUUGUGUGUUCAACAUCACUAGUGCACUUAAUUGUGUGUGUUUUUAUUUUUAUUUAAUGUAUAUAUCUUCCAUAAGAAAUUCUUUAUAGCGAUUUAAUUUUGCUUGUCAGUUGAUUGACACGGGAUUUUGGUAAAUAUUAUUGAAGAGUUGAUGGCUUUUGGUAAAUAUCAUAUCCAUGUUGAUGGCUUUUGGCUUUACACAGUUGCCAUAUAAAACGAUUUGAAAUAAUACCUACAUCUUCUUUUUGUUCAUUCACGCAUAUUACACAAAUAAAUGAAAUAAACUUUGAUCACUGCUGCCUUAAGUCUAUGUCUAAACAUACUGAACUUGUAUUAAUACGUGUAUUUAUUGUAAACAUAAAGGUAUUUAUAAGUACCUGUAUUUAUUGUAAACAAUGAAUAUAAGUAUUUUACUUGUAUCUAUGCAUGUCGUUAUUGUAAACAUAAACAAUAUAGAUAUUUUACAGGUACCUUUAUUUAUUGUUGACAAUGAAUAUAUAAGUAUCUACAUGUAUUUGUCUUUAUUGUAAACAUACUGAAUAUAAGUAUUUUAUAUAUAAAUAUAUAUAAACGGUUCUAAUUUAUAUGUAGAAUUUUUACGUUUGAUGUUUACAUCGUUUUGAGGUUAGGUAAGUUUUUGUGUCAUAAAGAAAUGCUUAAAGCAUCUGAAUGGCAAAUCUUACUGUAUCAAACUAUAUUGCAUGAAAUAUUUGUAAACUUCUGUGCUAACAUACAAAUAAGGAAAUUAUUUUGAAAUAUCAAAUUGUUGAAGAGACAUUAUAUUGUUAAUCUUCAAAGGAAAAUAUCAGCCCAUGUUUUAAUAAGAAAUUAUACUUUGUAAAAUGUGUAAAGAAUUUUGUUGUUGGCAGAUAUUGUUAAUUAUAUUUAUGAAUGUUGAUAUGUUUAAUGAAUGUAAACAGAAAAAACUUCCCUUAUAAAUGAUGUGUGAAUGCUUAUACAUUUAAUUAUAAUGUUGAUGAGUGUAACUGUUUUUUUAUAUUGCCAUUUUGGGUAAUUUAAGUUAAUAUGUGUACAUGGUUAAGUACUUAAAAAGUACUUUAUCCAGUAGACUAUGUUUGCUAUUUUAGUCAGAAAAUCAAUGGUGCUGUCACUGUAUUUAAAUGAGUACGAAUAUUUCUUUAAUAGUUAGUAUAGAUAUAAUAUGAGCCGCGUCACGACAAAACCAACAUAGUGCGUUUGCGACCAGCAUGGAUCCAGACUAGCCUACGUAUCCUCGCAGUCUGAUCAGAAUCAAUGCUGUUCGCUUACCAACUAUUACAAGUAGAUUAACUGAUAGCGAACAGCAUGGAUCCUGAUCAGACUGCGCGGAUGCGCAGGCUGAUCUGGAUCCAUGCUGGUCGCAAACCCACUAUGUUGGUUUUGUCGUGACACGGCUCAUAUAUAGUUUGUAGUUAGUAGGAGAAUGUAUAGUUUCAAGUCAACACACAAAUAUUGUGUUCCUCUCAUAUAGAUUUUAAUGUCGCACAGUGAAAUGCAAGGUUUAAGUCGAAUAUGAUUCUGAGUUAUGAAUGUCCCUCCUAAAUAACAAGUAAUUCAUAUUUAUGUAAUGCUUAUUAUAAAACAAGUUAUCAUAUAAGAUAUUUAAUACGCCUUUAUUCUAACUGUCUUACUAUUCAUGGUAAAGGGAUUACAUCUGUUUUUUAUAUUUUAAUUGCUAUUGUUAAACAUAUGCUGUGAAAUCCAUUAUUAUACUUAUUUUAGUGAAAAUAUGUUUUCUGUUUAGUUAAAUUCCUGGAUUUACUAUUGUGUGCAUGGCCUAUUAUUUAUAACUUUAAGAAUGUUUAACUUAACGAACUUUCUGUUUCUUUAAGUCUUGAAUACAUGGUAUAUAUAGCUGAUGUAUAGUCUCUCAGGGCAAAUAUGAUUUUUAUAUUCUUGUAUGUUGUUUUUGGUUUCUUCAUAUAGUCAUGUAAUCAUUUGAUCAAUGUAAGAACAAUGCGAAAAAAUGCAACAAAAAUGCAAGAAUAAACGUGGUGUAUGUCAAUGCAAGAUACUUAGGAUAUUUCCUUAAAUGCUAGAAAACAUUCGGAAUAUUUUGUUUUGUUUUGUUUUUAAUGAAUUAAGAAAUUCAAGUCUUCACAUAUUUGUAAAGGGCCAGGGGUAUUAUUUCAAGAGUGUUUAUUUUUGAAAUAUAAUUUACAAUACAUUUUCUCAAUAAAUGAAUUAUAUCAACUAUAUUUCACCGGUAAAUUCAUAUGCUUCUGUUAACCAGUUAUACGUAGAUAAAAAAGCAUUUCUAAGUAGCAUAUUUUAAACAAUAUAUUUCAUUUCCAAGUGGGUACUGUAUGUAUAUUUCCAAGAAUGUUAUAAGAAUGAUAUAAACUGUUUUUCACCGUUAAGUUUAACCAGUUAAUACUUUAAAUCUCAAAACCAUAAUCUUGAUUGUGAUAGAAUUCGUCGAUGGAGUGUAACUGACAAAUGACAAUACCUCUUGAUUGUUAAAAAUUUGAUCUUUUUUUCUCUUUUUUUUUUUGUUAAUUUCCUUAUUACACAUAAUCAUUUUAUACAUGUAUAAUGUUCCUUUUAAAAAUUAGUCGUAAAAAAGGUCAAUUAAAUGGAUACUGAUAUUGUAAAAGUGUGUUGUUAAACAUUUUGAUAAGGAAUAAACAAGUUUUCAAGUUUAGGUAUUGAGUAAAGUUUACACCAUGCAAUUUGCGACUGUCUGAUUUUUAUGUUUAUUCUGUAAUCUGUAAAUAUUGAUUAAAACGUUUUUGUUUUAUUAUUUAUUUAUUAUCAUCAUAAUCAUUAUUAUCAUUUAUAUCAUCUAAUUGUAGUGUAUAUUAACCCUUACCACCCGAAAUAUCGAAAAUAGAAUCGUCCAUCCUCAAAUCUGGCCAAAAACCAUUCUUAAUGUUAAGAAAAAAUUACAAAAUAUGUACUGACAGAAUAGCUAAUAGGGCAGACCAUGGCCAGACGGCAUGGUACCAGAUCCUCACUCAGAUUAUGUUUUUGGCGUUUAUGGGUACCAGUACAGGCCACCUCAUUGUCUGACCGAGUUUAGUUCCAGAGGAACGGCACUGGUAACUCCGCUAAUAUAAUUUUGUUAAUGUUUAGUGAAACCAUGUAAGGGCCUAUUUUAAUGUGUUGUUAUGUUAGACAUAUUGGUUAUCUGUAUCAAAAAUAUUCAUAUUUUAAUGUCAUUAUACAUGUUAAACAUUUUAUGAACAAAUAUAUGAAAUAGUCAUAUUAAAGUUUGUAUGCAAUUUAUCAACAUUCUAUAGACCAUUUAAAUUGUUCAAAAACAUUGUUUGCUUUGCAUUUUAAUAAACGUUUUGCCUUAAAAAAA
Molecule: messenger RNA, 9147 nt
Organism: Ruditapes philippinarum (Manila clam)
Lineage: Eukaryota; Metazoa; Mollusca; Bivalvia; Venerida; Veneridae
Product: GPI ethanolamine phosphate transferase 1-like
Exons: 27
Coding region: 699-3554 (951 amino acids)
Biological process (GO): GPI anchor biosynthetic process
Cellular component (GO): endoplasmic reticulum membrane
Molecular function (GO): mannose-ethanolamine phosphotransferase activity
Source: RefSeq, a predicted model, not a curated record